UAUAUCAUGUUUGCUUAACAAAUUUGUAUUUAAUUACAUUAUCAUUGGAACAGUUGGAUAUAUCGAACAUUAUACAAACAUGGAGUUCUUGAUAUUUUUUCUGUUUGCAUCCAUAACAUCCAAUGUUUGUGUAGUGGGGGAAGACCUUGCUGUAUUAGUCACGGCUUCUGAGACUGAGCAAUACAAAAACGUGUGCCAUGGAUCAUGUCAAUGCGUCAACAGGAGCUUUAGACUCGUUGUUGAUUGUUCACAUGGUCAGCUUCAGGCAAUACCCACAGAUCUACCAGAAAACACGACAGAACUGCAGUUUUCGUAUAACAAGCUCAGUGCCUUGAAGAGAGCAAUGUUUUAUAAGCUUACGAAGCUUGAAAUACUGAACCUAAGUUUUAACGAAAUUAACGACAUUGAACCGGAUACAUUUUCUGACCUAGGAAAAUCUCUGACUUCUCUCUACCUAACAUGUAACAGAGUUCCAUACAAGGAAAGGUUUAAGAGAGCGUUAACACCGAUGUUACGUUUACAAUCCUUGUACAUACAGCAAUGCUUGGAAGACAUUAAAGACGGUGAAACAUUUCCAGCGCAUGAAUUGAAGCAAAUGCCACAUCUCACUAAUCUUUCAGUGGAUUUAAUAAAUAAAGAAGGAAUAAGAUACGGAAUUAAACCGGAAUUCCUCAGUACGACAUUCUUCGUCCAAGAUAUGUGGCAGAAUCGUCUUACUAUGGCGAAUAAUACGGACUUGUUAUGUCCCAAUUGUAAUACGAAUACAAGUCAUGUCGUCGUACCGUUACCGCAGCAGAUUGAAGUAUUUGACAUAAGUCAACUGGACAUGGAUAUCGAGGUUUUCAAUUUGUGUAUGUGUGAGCCUAACAGUCAUAAAGAGUUUUACAUGCGGCAAAACAAAUUCAGAAAAAUUGAUGGUCCGCUGAUGGGUAUGAAACAUGUGCAGCUACUCGAUUUGUCGGAUAACUUUUGCGUAAAUUUAUCUUCUGGUGUGUUUCAUUUUCUUCCUUAUUUGAGACGGCUGUUAUUGUCGGGAAACUUGCUAAGUUAUUCAUUGGAACGUGACAAACCUGGUCUAACAUUUCAGAGCUUGAGUCUGCUUAAUGAACUUGACCUUUCAUUCAACAGAUUGCGAUACCUUCCUUCUGAUAUAUUCAAGGGUUUGACAGGUUUGGAAAUCUUGAAGCUGAACAAUAACAAACUGAAAACAUUCGCAGUUAAUAUGCAGAUGACGACACGCCUAAAUAUUUUACUCCUAAAUCACAACAAUUUGAGAUAUAUUCCGCAACUUCAAAUGAAACAGAUCGACAAAAUCAUGCACCAUAAAUCGCAGCGAAUAAACUUGGCGAAUAAUAAUUUCCAAUGCAAUUGUACAGACAUUGAGUUUGUUCGAUGGAUUCAGCAAAAAACUGUGAACCUUGUUGAUGAUGAGACCUACCGAUGUACAUACAUAGACGAAACAACUAAAAAUCUUACCGGGUAUAGCCUCGUGCACGAUCUAGAAAAGGAAUGUGCCAGCUACACCCUCCUGAUAGUUGUAGCAUCAAUUCUCAUGUCAGCGUUUCUGAGCAUUUUGACUGGCGGCAUCAUAUAUCGGUAUCGUUGGGACUUGCGAUAUUUGUAUUAUUCCACCAAGUUUCGUAUGAAGGGGUACAUUCCGGUCGACGUUGAUGAGGAUCGGUUUAGAUACGACGUAUUUGUUUCAUACAGUGAUCAAGAAAGACAUUUUGUCGUUGUUGAUCUAUUGCAUGAGUUAGAGGAAUCACGGUCUUUGAAAUUAUGCAUCCACGAGCGAGAUUUCUUUGUCGGUGGCAUGGUGACUGAAAAUAUCGUCUAUGCCAUAAACAACUCUAGAAAAACUCUGUUACUUCUUUCAAGAGGGUUCAUCGAGAGCCACUGGUGCAGAUACGAGUUGAACAUGGCCAGGAUGGAGGCGAUCAAGACUGGAAGAGAUGUCCUGUGUACCGUUAAGAUGGAAGAAAUUAUGCACGAUUAUCUACCGUUAGAAGUGAUUGAUGCCAUUAGGAGUCAUACCUACAUCCAACACCCGGGGGAGAGAGAACACAUGGACAUGUUUUGGGACAGGCUAUAUGCAGCAAUUUCUGGAUAAAUUGGUAAACCGCCCUUACUGAAAUCAAAAAUCAACUUUCACGCCACAUGUUAAUUCUUAUGAUAUACAGAAAAGAUACUAAGGCAUUUAUGCUUACUAAUGACAUUUUUGGAGGUAUUUACGUGAAUAAAACGUUGAAGCAAAGCAAUGAUAUGGACCCAAGUCAGCAGCGCCCCCUGGUGAUCGUGGUCGUAAAUUUGGAGUACUCAGAUUAUUAACAAUAUCCCACACGCCUACUGACAUCUCAUCUGCGAAAACAGAUGUUCCUGCUUCUGAAAAGUGUUUGUGCAAAGUGACAAUCGUUUUACUUUAAUUUUUUUAAAACCGUUGUAAGAAUUGUAUGCAUAA
Molecule: messenger RNA, 2458 nt
Organism: Mya arenaria
Lineage: Eukaryota; Metazoa; Mollusca; Bivalvia; Myida; Myidae
Product: toll-like receptor 4
Exons: 3
Coding region: 80-2110 (676 amino acids)
Biological process (GO): toll-like receptor signaling pathway; inflammatory response; immune response
Cellular component (GO): membrane
Molecular function (GO): protein binding; transmembrane signaling receptor activity
Source: RefSeq, a predicted model, not a curated record